This is a messenger RNA of Neurospora crassa OR74A, 1422 nucleotides long. RefSeq lists its product as hypothetical. The record is from RefSeq and is a predicted model, not a curated record. The transcript has 2 exons. The coding region runs from base 1 to 1422 and encodes 473 amino acids. NCBI's taxonomy places the organism in Eukaryota, Fungi, Ascomycota, Sordariomycetes, Sordariales, Sordariaceae.
AUGAUGGAAGACAAGAAGGAGCACCCCCUCCUGACCAGGUUUCCAGAUGACGCCGAUUGGGAAGAGUUUGACAACCUGUCGUUACUCAGGCAGUGCCUAGUUCGCGGCAUUCCUAGCGAAGAAAUCAGCCGUGACAACAAGAUACUCCUUCUGCAAAAUUUCUCAAAGAAGCACGUCACCGAAAUCAGAAAGAUCCCCUGGCGCCGCAGUCCAAGCCGUUUUACUCGUGAAGAGAAAAGCUUGCGCUUAAACAAAGCUACUUACCAAAUAGCAAAGGCAAAGAACACGAGUAACGCAAACAAAACGGUGUUCUGGACAGAAUUUACCCUUUCCGAUGAGAAAGGAUCGACCUGUGUUGUUGCCUUCAAGGAGGUACCGUCCUGCACCUGUCCGUCGCAACCCACGUUGCUUCCGGCUGCCACCACUGAAGUAGCUGCCGUCACAGCUACCACCACUACCACAACUAUCACCCCGGGGGUACCUACACCGAAAGCGAAUAUUGUCCAUCAAUAUAUUGAGCGCAAAGAGAAAGAUGAUCAUGGCGUGAGCAGCUCGAGCUCAUUCAACAAACAAGCCGACAGAGACACCCGAGUCACCGACAAUUCCGGGGUCAACCAACGCCCUUCCCAUACUUCACAAUCGUCUUCAUUAUUAUCCUCCUCCUCAUCCAACAUUCCAACUCUUUCUCAAUCCAAUACCAACGAACAAGAGCUCCUGAUCUCUUCGCAUUCUCAACAAACCUCUACGUCUAAAGAUAUACUCCCUCAACUCAAGAGCCCAACUCCCGCAUCUGCUGUAUCCCUGCAAAGAAGCACGUCCGCUCCGCCCACAAGUAACUCGGAGCCUAUGCGUCUGGAACUGAAGCAGCAUAAGGCACAAGAGCGAGCAGAAAAGUCACCACGGGGUGUUUCUCAGGACUGUAAUCCGGCUCCGGCUAAGUCCUUGUCUUCUGUUCCUUCAGCUCACUAUCCAAACUCGAACGCCUCUGCUCCUCGCGCCAACACUCCUGAACAAGCCGGCCCGACACCGGUCCUCUCAGCUGAUGGCGUUGAUUCUCGCAAUGCUGCUGCUACCACUGCAGCUUUCACUGCACAGACCGCUACUCCUGUUUCUCCUGACGACAUUCCAGGUAAUGUCGGUUGUUCUUCGCCAGCUAGUGUCACGGAUGCCGAUGUUCACAGAAGGAAAGUAGCCAGGUUGGUACGGAAGUGCCGUCAUCUGGAAAGGAAAUCGGCUCGCAUUGGGAAGCACGUGAAACGAGGAAUGGAUAAGAUUGACAGAGAGUACAAGCUAGAGCUCAUGAUGCUCAAGGAGAAGCGCAAGAUCAAGUACAUAAGAAUUGAAAAGAAAUGGGAGCAUGAUCUGAAGGGACUCAAGCAUCAGAGAGAGAAGCUCGAAGAGAAGUUGAAGGAUCUGGACUGA